Clupea harengus (Atlantic herring) is the source of this 2451-nucleotide messenger RNA. RefSeq names its product Rho GDP dissociation inhibitor (GDI) alpha. The coding region runs from base 180 to 788 and encodes 202 amino acids. Lineage: Eukaryota; Metazoa; Chordata; Actinopteri; Clupeiformes; Clupeidae. Gene Ontology annotation, cellular component: cytosol; membrane; cytoplasm. Gene Ontology annotation, biological process: Rho protein signal transduction. The record is from RefSeq and is a predicted model, not a curated record. Gene Ontology annotation, molecular function: protein binding; Rho GDP-dissociation inhibitor activity. The transcript has 6 exons.
GUCGUUCAUUCUGCACAUUUGCUCGUGCUCGCAUCCGCCUAGAACCCGACAGCAUUUUGACGUGCGCGCGUCCACAUUCCCGGAAGCGUGUUGAGUUCUGGCAUCGCCUCUCCCUCAUCGCGCCAUUGAAAGUCAGCGAAGCCCGUAGACUCACAGAAUCCCUCAGUUCAACGAUCACCAUGGCGGAGCUGGAACCGACCCCUGAGCAGCUGGCCGCGCUGGCAGCGGAGAACGAGGAGGCGGAGUCGGUCAACUACAGACCCCCCGCCCAGAAGACCCUGCAGGAGAUCCAGGAGCUGGACAAGGACGACGAGAGCCUGCGCAAGUACAAGGAGGCGCUGCUCGGGCCCGUCGUCGGAGACCCCAACGCCAAGGUUAAUGUUCUGGUGACGCGGCUGACGCUGAUGUGUGAGACGGCACCUGCUCCCUUAACCCUUGACCUGCAGGGAGAUCUGGACGUCAUUAAGAAGCAGUCAUUUAUUCUGAAAGAGGGCGUUGAAUACAGAAUAAAGAUCAGCUUCAAGGUGAAUAAGGAGAUUGUGUCGGGGCUGAAGUACAUCCAGACCACCUACAGGAAAGGAGUGAAGGUGGAUAAGACAGACUACAUGGUGGGCAGCUACGGGCCCCGGAACACUGAGUACGAGUUCCUGACCCCUCUGGAGGAGGCCCCCAAGGGCCUGAUCGCCCGCGGCACCUACAACAUCAAGAGCAAGUUCACCGACGACGACAAGCACGACCACCUCUCCUGGGAGUGGAACCUCAACAUCAAGAAGGAGUGGAAGGACUGAGCUCUCGCCCUUCAUCCUCCUCAUCCUCAUCCUCCCUUUCUCCCCCUCUCUUCCUCUCUCCCUCUCUUCCUCUCUCUCUCUCUUCCUCUCUCUCUCUCUCUCUCUCUUCCUCUCUCUCUCUCUCUUCCUCUCUCUCUCCAUCAUCAAGAAGGAGUGGAAAGACUGAGCUCGCCUUCAUCCUCCUCCUCCUCCUCCUCCUCUCUUCCUCUCUCUCUCUCUCUCUCUCCCUUCCUCUCUCUCUCUUCCUCUCUCUCUCUCCAUCCAUCUCCACCACUCCCCACUAGACCUGUCUUCCUCUAAUCAGUACUAGUCUGUAGGUAUCAUGAACUCAAUGAUGGUUUUCAAGGAUAAAGGAAAAAAACUAUUUUUUUUCACUCCGUCCAGAUGUCAGUACAGUCAAUCAACUUUCUUUCUCUCUUUCUACCCCUCUCUCCCUCCCUCCCUCUCUCUCUCUCUCCUUCCCAGAAUAUAGUGGAGUUUCAUAAAUCUAUAUGUGAAGACAAACAAAACCGUGCACAAUCCAAUGUUUUGUUGUUUUGGUGGGUUUGUUUGUGUAUAUAAAAGGUGAACAUAUAACUCAUGUAGAUGGAUGCUUCUGGCGUUGGUGUCACUCGUAAUCUUCACCCCUCCAUCCCUCCUUCUCCCUCAUCCCUUCUUCUUCCUCUCCUCUCCUCUCCAUACCACCCAAAUCAUUCCGCAUGCGUCUUAGAAGGUUUUUUUUAUUUUCUUCCUUUUUUAAAAAAAUCUGACCAUGAUUUGCCUUUUUUUGUGAAGUUGUGCUGGUGUUGGUGCAGUUUGGGCUCUGUGUACAUUCCCCUCUGAAACACACACACACACACACACACACACACACACACACACACACACACACACACACACACACACACAGUGAUUGCCUUUGGCCUUCAGACCACUCCUGGGCAAGUGAUAUAUCAGCUCAUCUGAUCAGACCAGCUUGUUUCUGGGUGAAGUUCUAGAACGUCUGUCGUGUGGUGCCUAAUCAAUACGGUGUGUAAAGAGCCUGAUCAUUACGGUGCAUAUCAGUCCUCUGAAGAGCCUAAUCAUUACUCAUCAGUAUCAGUACUCAUUUAUCUGGAAUUCUGACGAGCUCACAGACUAGCAGCAGCCAUUCUUCUAGUUCAGUUGUUUCGUGUCUAUUUCUCCGUCUUCUCUCUUACGUUUCGUUUCGCCACAUGGCCUUAGAACGGGACCUCCGCUGGUUGAGUUCCCCCACUAUCAGUCCGAUGAGCACCGCCCCCCCCCCAGUCAGACCAGUCAGGCCAGUCAGACCAGUCAGGCCAGUCAGACCAGUCAGGCUCCUGUCAUUAGUUAUAUCUGAGUGUUUUAAACUCUUCUUCUUCUUCUAGUCUGAUCUGCAUUGGAGCUCCUGUUGCAUCCGUUUCUAUCUCUCUGUUGAGGCUGUGUGCGUGUGGCUCGACGCUGCCCCCUGGUGGCGAACGGGUGUCACUGCGCCUGCUGUCUCGCUCCAUUGGCUUGAUGAGGGAUAGGCUGAACAUGAAGCAUGAAGGCCAGUAUAGAUGCAGGGGGGCCCAGCUGCCUCCUCUGUCUGAGAUCAAGGGGGCUUUUUUUUUUUACACUCCACUAAUCACGGGCGCAAAACCUCCUAAAUGUACACCUCAUGAUUGAUUUGGGAUUAUUGAUU